Strongylocentrotus purpuratus (purple sea urchin) is the source of this 2124-nucleotide messenger RNA. RefSeq names its product proton-coupled amino acid transporter 1. Gene Ontology annotation, molecular function: L-proline transmembrane transporter activity; L-alanine transmembrane transporter activity. NCBI's taxonomy places the organism in Eukaryota, Metazoa, Echinodermata, Echinoidea, Camarodonta, Strongylocentrotidae. Gene Ontology annotation, cellular component: vacuolar membrane. Gene Ontology annotation, biological process: L-alanine transport; amino acid transmembrane transport. The transcript is spliced from 13 exons. The record is from RefSeq and is a predicted model, not a curated record. Bases 485 to 1954 code for a protein of 489 amino acids.
UUUUUCUUUCUUUUUUUCCCCAAUUGUCAAUAUGGUUGGAAGUUCACUUUUAGUGGAUUUAAGAAAGAUGUGCAUAGUUCUCGUCAGUUAGCAUUUUUCUUCUGACUUCUAGAGGGGGCUUGUUCAUUUCAACCUGAAAGGCUGCAAGGGAUGUACUGUGCAGUAUUAAAAAUGACAUCUAUUUUAUUGAAUCAAGAACUUUUGAACUUCACUUGCUGAAUUGGCCUAUAGAUCUGAGUACAAAGUCUGAUGUGCAUGUGCAGAGUAAAUGCAGAGGAUUAUUUUAGUACCUGUGAAUGUAUCUAUAUGUAGGUAAUGGAUUAAUACCUACUGUAAUGGUACAUUGUGCAAACAUCAGGUGACCAACAGAUAAGACACAAACCCAGACCCAGUAUAUUUUUUUUACUAAAGAGGAAUUCAUGCAUGCUGGUCAAAGAAUAUAAUUGCCCCCAACACCCUGACCUGAAGACAUCUCACAAUCACCAUGUCAACCCCAGAAGAGAUGCGGGCCGAAAGGCAGCCCUUUCUGCAUAAGUCACAAAGUCUGAAACCACAGGUAGACUUCCCUGUUGAUGGUCACGGCAAUGAGAGUCUGGAGAGAGGGAGACAGGAGGAGGAAAGGAACGCUAACCUGACCCUGUCGACAGAGUCACGCCUCUUUACCUCACAUUCAACCACUCCUUUUCCAAGUAAACUAACUAAUGGCCAGACAUUGAUGCAUGUGAUCAAAGGAAGUCUGGGAACAGGCAUGCUGGGACUUCCUUUUGCCAUCAAGGAAUGUGGCAUUGUGCUGGGUCCUCUCCUGCUCUUACUGAUUGCCUUCAUGGCUGUGCACUGUAUGCUUAUUCUAGUCAGGUCUUGCCACAACCUAUGCAGCAGAACAUCUCACGUGUCUUUAGAUUAUGGAGAGGUAGCUGAAGCAGCUCUUAAAGUAGGCCGUAUACCAAGGUGGCUCAGAGAAAGACCCGGUAUAGGAAGGAUAGUGGUGAAUGUUUUUCUUGUUAUAACACAGUUUGGAUUCUGCUGUGUCUACUUUCUUUUCAUAGCAGAUAAUAUACAUGCGGUAUAUGAACAGUUUUAUCCGCACUCUGUGCCUGAUGAAAAGGUAUUUGUUCUGAUGGUAGCCCCAAUGAUCAUCUUGCUAGUCUACAUCAGAAACCUGGAUGACUUCGCCCCUCUAUCGACCAUCGCCAAUGUCCUCUCAUUUGUUGGAAUUGCCAUUUUAUUUGAGUAUAUGCUGACACAUUUUGGCCAUGGUAGUGGAAAAGCUCCGCCUUUUAAAUUAAGUGAGCUGACUUUUGUUGGUGAUGUAGGAGGCAUCGCAUUCUUCUUUGGCACUGCAAUGUACUCAUUUGAAGGCAUCGGUGUGGUAUUACCGUUAGAGAACAAGACUCAGCACCCAGAGGACUUUCCCAAAGUGCUCAAGAUCGGGAUGGUGGUAGUAGCCUUCCUCUACAUCGCUACAGCUACCUUAGGCUAUCUAUGCUUUGGGGAUGAGCUAGCAGACACUGUCACAAUCUAUCUUCCUGAUAAUGGUUUAUAUACUGCAACUAAGCUGCUUUUUGUUGGUGCCAUCUUUAUAUCAUAUGGACUACAGUUCUAUGUACCGCUCAGCUUUGUGUGGCCUCCCAUAAGAAAUAGGAUACCCCAGGAGAGAUACCACACGCUGGCUGAGUAUGUCUUCAGAACAAUAAUCGUCCUUAUCACAAUGACCCUUGCCAUUGCUAUCCCACAACUUCCUCUCUUCAUCUCCCUGGUCGGAGCCAUGGCAAGCUCCACCCUCGCCCUCAUCUUCCCUCCUGUCAUAGAGGAGCUCACGUUUAGUUACCAUGGAUACGCAUCAAAAGCAUCCAUCCUCAGACUGGUUAAAAACGCUUUCAUCUGUUUAUUUGGUUUGAUUGGAUUUGGGGCAGGUACAUUUGUUUCUAUUAAAGGUAUUGUAGAAAAGCUUUGAAAAUAUGAACAGUACAUGUACAUGUAGAAUAUACAUUAAAGCUAAUCUUGAGCUCUGGUAUGGGGAUCGUAUUUCGAGAGAAAAUUGCUAUGAUUUAUUCUGGAUUGUUUAUCCUGCAGUAGAUUGGUUGUUUGAACCAAUGAAAUAAAGACAUACGCACAAAAACGCAU